This is a messenger RNA of Lactuca virosa, 2568 nucleotides long. The record is from the annotation of a GenBank genome assembly. NCBI's taxonomy places the organism in Eukaryota, Viridiplantae, Streptophyta, Magnoliopsida, Asterales, Asteraceae.
AUGGCGGAAAGCAGUGGGAAGUAUGAAGACGCGAAAACUUCUGCUGAGAUGUUACGGAAUACGCCGUCGAAUAUAAGGAGGUUAGCUGAUGAGAUACAGCAGUGUGAGGGGCGGCAGAAGUAUCUUGCACAGACUGGAAGCCCGUCGGAUGGGGGUGAUGUUAGAUGGUACUUUUCAAAGGUGCCAAUGGCGGAAAAUGAGCUAGCUGCUGCUGUCCCAAUUACGGAAGUAGUAGGGAAAGGUGAUUAUUUUCGAUUUGGUAUGAGGGAUUCUCUUGCAAUAGAGGCAUCAUUCUUGCAGAGAGAAGAGGAGUUGCUCUCAAAUUGGUGGAAAGAGUAUGGUGAAUGUAGUGUAGGUCCAAAAGGGUCACUUUCAUCCAUUCCCGAAUCAGAUCCACAAUCAUACGAUCUACCUUCCAGUCAAUCAAGCAAACUAUACACAGAUGAAGAAGAGAGAGUUGGUGUCCCUGUGAAAGGAGGCUUGUAUGAGGUAGACUUAUUAAGAAGACAUAGUUUUCCUGUUUAUUGGAAUGGAGACAAUCGGCGUGUUCUAAGAGGCCAUUGGUUUGCUCGUAAAGGGAGUCUUGAUUGGCUUCCACUUCGUGAAGAUGUUGCUGAACAGUUGGAGUUUGCUUAUCGUGGCAAGGUUUGGCACCGAAGAACAUUUCAACCAUCUGGAUUAUUUGCAGCCCGGGUUGAUAUGCAAGGGUCUACCCCAGGGCUACAUGCCCUUUUUACUGGAGAGGAUGAUACAUGGGAGGCUUGGCUAUAUAUUGGCUUAUCUGGAUUUGGUAGCAUGGUUAGUUUUGGAGUGACUGGACUUAAGUUGAGGCGUGGGUAUGCUCGAUCACAAUCAGCAAAGCCAACCCAGGAUGAGUUACGCCAGAAGAAAGAGGAAGAAAUGGAUGAUUACUGCUCACAGGUCCCAGUUCGUCAUUUGGUAUUCAUGGUUCAUGGCAUUGGUCAAAGUUUACAGAAAGCAAAUUUGGUUGAUGAUGUUGGCACUUAUCGCCAAGUUACAGAAAGCCUUGCUGAUUUGCACCUAACAAAUUAUCAGCGUGAAUCCCAAAGAGUUCUUUUUAUUCCAUGUCAGUGGAGGAAGGAUUUAAAGCUGAGUGGUGAAUCUGCUGUAGAAAGAUGCACAUUACCUGGUGUACGUGGAUUAAGGGUGACAUUGAGUGCAACUGUUCAUGAUGUGUUGUAUUACAUGAGCCCAAUCUAUUGCCAAGAUAUCAUUGACUCGGUUUCCAACCAAUUAAACAGGUUGUAUGUGAAGUUUCUUAAGAGGAAUCCUGGUUAUGAUGGAAAGGUUUCUUUAUAUGGUCAUUCAUUAGGAAGUGUCCUCUCUUAUGACAUACUUUGUCACCAAGAGAAACUUUCAUCCCCGUUUCCAAUGGAAUGGCUGUAUAAUGACCAUAAUACCCAUGAAAUUUCUCCCGAGGGCAAUUCAUCUUUGAAUUCAGGGGAUGAGGAUUUAACCACAAACAACGAGGGUGUUUUGGUAAUUCCUCCUGUAGAGGGUAUUGCAAGUGUUGACACAGAAGCUAUGCUCCCUGAAACACAUGAUUCGGAUGAAUCCACAAAUGACAAGGGUGUUUUGGUAAUUCCUCCAAGUGCUGACACAGAGGCUAUACUCCCUGAAGCACAUGCUCAAGAGUCUGAGAAGAAUGAUGAUUUGAAUGAAUCCACAGGCAGCAAUAGUGAAGCCAUAACAAAUCAAAUUGAUGAGGAAUUAAACGAAAAUGAUGAAGAUGUAGUGAUCAGAUCAUUGAAGGAAGAGAUUGAUAUGUUGAAUGCCAGAAUUAAAGAAUUAGAAUCACACAGUGUCAAAGAAAAUAAGCAGGGAGCUUCAAUUAUGACAAAUGAAAGUGGCUCUAAGAGUUCUCAAUCUUUGAAAAAUGAAACAAUGAAGAGUUAUAGACCUUAUAUAAAGUACACCAAGUUGCUGUUCAAGGUUGAUACAUUCUUUGCAGUGGGGUCACCUCUUGGUGUAUUUCUUGCCUUGCGAAAUAUACGUAUUGGAGUUGGUAGAGGAAAAGAUUACUGGGAAGAUGAAACUAUAAAUGAAGAGAUGCCAUCUUGUCGCCAGAUGUUCAACAUUUUUCAUCCUUAUGAUCCAGUGGCAUACAGAAUAGAACCACUUGUAUGUAAAGAGCAUAUUGAUAGGCAUCCAGUCAUUAUUCCUUAUCACAGAGGUGGAAAAAGGCUGCAUGUUGGCUAUCAGGAAUUUGUAGAACAAGUCGCAUCACGCUCCCAGGUGGUGGCUGACAACAUUAGCCAAUUAAGGGUUAAAGUACUGACAGCAUGUCAAUCAAGGGACAGUGAUGGGCAAGAAGAAACAUCAGAGGAAGCAGAAGAAAGAGGGAGACCGUAUGGUGCGAUAAUGAUGGAGAGGAUAACAGGGAGUGAAGAUGGGAGAAUUGAUCAUGUUCUUCAAAAUAAAACAUUUGAGCAUCAAUACAUAUCAGCUGUAGGGGCUCAUACAAAAUACUGGAGGGACCCGGAUACUGCACUGUUCAUAUUGAACCACUUGUAUCGCAAUAUACCAAAAGAAGCAAUUCUCGGAUAA